AUGGGUGACGCCUCUCAUCCUGAAUCUUCGAUACUCACGAAUGACCUCGCUGGAGGCAACGAUUUUAAGCUGGGUGGAUUCUCCAUAGAUGAGUAUCGGCCCAUCAGAGUCGUCGUCAUCGGUGCAGGGUUCAGCGGAAUUAUUGCUGGAAUCAGGCAUAAAAUACCAAACAUUAACCUCACGAUAUACGACAAGAACGCAGGCAUAGGUGGAACAUGGUUCACAAACAAAUACCCUGGACUUGCAUGCGAUAUUCCGUCGCAUUGUUAUCAGCUAACCUUUGAGGUCAACACCAACUGGUCCAGCUUCUAUGCGCCCGGCCCUGAGAUUCAGGCCUACCUGCAAUCUGUUGUCGACAAAUACAAAUUGAUGCGCUAUAUAAAACUCCAGCACCGCAUUGUCCACGCACGGUAUGACGAACCUACGGGAAAGUGGCAUCUGCGUAUCCGCAGAUCUACUCCCAGCCAGCAGCCGAAUACUGAACAGGUAGACUUCGAAGAAUUCGAAGACUUUGCGGAUAUCCUCGUGACGGGCAUUGGGAGCCUGAGCAGGUGGAAAUGGCCCGACAUUGAGGGUUUGCGGCAUUUUGAAGGAUCGCUCUUUCACACAGCAGAUUUCGACGUCGGCGAGCAGACAUGGCAAGAGGCGACGCGGAAUUGGGAAGACAAAAGAGUCGGUGUCAUUGGUGUUGGCUCAAGUGCAAUCCAGAUCGUGCCUGCGCUGCAGCCACGAGUUGCUAAGAUCAUCACCUAUGUCAAAGGAAAGACGUGGAUAUCGACUCCGUUCUCUAGCAGUAAGCUCGCCGAGCUGAUGAAGCGCGACCCCGAUGCGGAAAACUGUGCCUGCUUGUCUACUUUGAUCAUUACCGAAGUCACUGAUACCAAACCAUCGAUAGAUACGUUCACUGAAGAGAACAAGAAAGCUUUCAAAGAUCCUGCUUUCUACAAGCAAUUUCGGCAUGAGCUUGAAUCGGACUUGAAUUCCGUGCACCAUGCUAUCAUGAAAGGUACUGAGCAACAACUUGCGGCCCGUACAGCGUUUACGUCGCACAUGAAGAAGAAGUUGUCCAAGAAGCCCUGGAUAGCAGAUUACCUAAUUCCUGAUUUCGGCGUCGCGUGCAGACGACUAACAGCUGGCCCGGGAUAUCUCGAAGCCCUCUGCGAAGAUAAUGUUGACUUCAUACCGGCUCAUAUCAAGCGCAUUACGCGCAAUGGAAUUGCCACUGUGGACGGGAAACACGAAGAUCUCGAUGUCAUCAUCUGCGCAACGGGAUAUGACUACACCUACCAACUUGACUUUCCCAUGAUUGGGCGCAAUGGCAUCACAAUUCAAGAGAAAUGGUCGCCUCACCCGGCCACAUAUCUCGCCGUGUGCACAGAUGGAUUCCCCAAUUGGUUUAUGGCGCUCGGGCCCAAUUCUGGUGUCGGUUCGGGCUCACUGCUGGUGGUCAUCGAACGCCAGAUCGACUACGCUGUGCAGGCGACAAAGAAGCUGCAGAGAGAACGACUGAAAAGUAUUGAGAUCAAGAGGAGGGCCGUCCAAGACUUUGACGAGUAUCUAGAACACUAUUUCCCGAACACCGUUUACAGCGAACGCUGCAGAUCAUGGUAUAAGAUGGGGAAGGAAGAUGGGCGCAAUGUCGCCCUAUGGCCUGGUCAGCGUUUGAUCUAUGCGGAUACACCACUUUUCCAACAUGGUUGGCUACAGGAUCCUGUCUUCAUGCAAUCCGCGCCUUAG
Messenger RNA from Fibroporia radiculosa, 1737 nucleotides. RefSeq lists its product as uncharacterized. Lineage: Eukaryota; Fungi; Basidiomycota; Agaricomycetes; Polyporales; Fibroporiaceae. The transcript has 12 exons. The record is from RefSeq and is a predicted model, not a curated record. The coding region runs from base 1 to 1737 and encodes 578 amino acids.